AUGGCACUCUUCAGGCUGAUCAAUCUUGCUUCCAUACUUGCCGCCUGCGUCAACGCAAAAUGGAUCGUCCCCGGUGCGCGUUGGCUAGACACCGACGGCAACAUAUUCAAUGCGCAUGCCGGUGGUCUCUGCGUAGAUCGUGACUCUGGUCGGUUCUACUGGUUUGGGGAGUACAAGGUCGAGGGCCAGGUCGAAGGCGGCGGGAUAUCGGUCUAUAGCUCAGACGACCUUGCUACCUGGGAAUCCCAUGGGCUGGCUCUGGAGCCUAUCGAAGGUCAUUCUUAUAUCUCGCCUCAUAACCGCAUCCAGCGGCCGAAGGUCAUAUACAGCGAGGAGACGGGCCAGUACCACAUGUGGUGGCACGCCGACGACGACAACUACUCGCUGCUCCUCCAGGGCCUCGCAACGUCUGAUAAUAUCGCUGGCCCAUAUAAAUUUGUCGAUGCGACCUCCCCACUGGGCAACUGGUCGCAGGACUUCGGUGCCUUCACUGAUUUCAAGACCGGGCGCUCAUACGCUCUAUACUCAAACGGCGACACCGUAGAAGGCCGCGACGUGUACCUCAGCCGAUUCAACGAAAACGCCACAGCUGUCGAGGAGGUCACGUAUCGGUUUCCGAAGUAUGACUUCGAGGCUCCUACCAUCCUGCAGACAGAGAGGAGCUACUACGCUCUCAUGAGCCAUAAAACUGGAUACCGACCAAAUAAUGUUGUUGCGAUGCGCGCGGAUAGCCUUGAAGGCCCUUGGUCACAGCCCUUCUUCGUCGCGCCAGCGUAUACCCGGACCUUCAGCACGCAGUCGGGGUUUUCGUGGAGAAUCGAUGGCACCAGGAAGACUACGUAUCUGUAUAUGGGGGACCAGUGGGACAUGAAUUCACUCUGGGAAAGUCGAAACGUCUGGCUUCCUAUCGAGAUUGAUGAGCGAGAGGGUAGUCUGGAGGUUGUUUGGCACGACAUCUAUGACCUUGACGUCAAAACCGGUGAGUGGAAGCCCAUAAAAGGCAAGACGUAUAUCUCGAAGGAUGUCAAUUUGGCUGGAGAGGCCCAUCUUCAAGAAGCGAGAUUCGGCAGCGAAAACAGAAUCGCGACUGGCAUCUACGGCAAUGAUAGCACCAUUACAUUCACUGUCCAAGGUCAAGACGCUGAGCAGUGGGUCUCCUUCUACCAUCAAAAUAUCGAUGACAUGGGCUUUGGCGACCAACCCAUGGGCCAACCCGAUCGUAUUAACGGCACCUGGCAGCUGCGGCGCGUAAGCAGUGUCGUGGUUAAUGGGGACACGGACAAUGUGCAUACGCUGUACCAGAAAGACACGCACAAGGGCAUUAUUCUCUCUACGCCCUUGCUGCUUCCUCUUAAAAAAGGGUCGAAUACCAUUACUGUUGGUGGACUGUAUAAUGGAUUUGAUUACAAGGGCGCGGAUCUGGAUAGGAUUGUGGUUUAUCCGCCUGAGAAGGCCAAGAGGUCGUUUUGGGAUAGGAUAGUAUAUGGCUAG
Aspergillus versicolor CBS 583.65 is the source of this 1491-nucleotide messenger RNA. RefSeq lists its product as uncharacterized. The transcript is spliced from 8 exons. The record is from RefSeq and is a predicted model, not a curated record. Bases 1 to 1491 code for a protein of 496 amino acids. Gene Ontology annotation, molecular function: hydrolase activity, hydrolyzing O-glycosyl compounds. NCBI's taxonomy places the organism in Eukaryota, Fungi, Ascomycota, Eurotiomycetes, Eurotiales, Aspergillaceae. Gene Ontology annotation, biological process: carbohydrate metabolic process.